Messenger RNA from Ostreococcus tauri, 2616 nucleotides. Its product is annotated as Immunoglobulin-like fold. The transcript has a single exon. NCBI's taxonomy places the organism in Eukaryota, Viridiplantae, Chlorophyta, Mamiellophyceae, Mamiellales, Bathycoccaceae. The record is from RefSeq and is a predicted model, not a curated record. The coding region runs from base 1 to 2616 and encodes 871 amino acids.
AUGUCGCGUCGUGAGCGCGCGCGCGGUCGCGCGCGCGGCGACGGUGCGGCGAUGGGACGCGGGAACGAACGAAUGCAGCCGCGGCGUGGGACGGCGCCGUCCACGGCGACGGGGCGUCGCCUGUGCGCGCUCGCGGCGCUCGCGGUGGGUCCGACGUGGGCGCGCGCGCGCGCGCUCCCGUACGGGGUGAGCGUGGCGGUGGACGCGGCGUCACCGGAGAUUGGACCCGCGACGGGCGGGACGUUGGUGACGCUGAGCGGCGACGGAUACGGGAGCGGGACGUCGGUGGCGUGCGCGUUCGAUGAUGCGCGCGUGACGCCGACGACGCAGAGUGUGAGUGGGAUGACGUGCUUGACGCCGAGAUAUGGGAACGAUGAUGGAGGGUUCGCGUCGAUCGGAGUGACGCUGCGGCGGAGCGGGAGAGACGCGACGACGUCGCCGUUGGAGUUGGAGCGGGCGUGGACGUUUAAUUUUGCAAAGCAGAUGACGGUGAACGGGGCGUACCCGACGGAUGCGCCUGUGCAUGGAGGGGAGGUGAUGUAUCUCACCGGAUCGCACAUGCACGAGACGCGGACGGUUCGAUGGACAAAACCGACGACGCACGUGGCGGUCGAUAUCGUUUCGAGUGCGUUGAUUCGGUGCGAGAGCCCGGAGGUGACGUCUGGGGAGAUUUCAUCGUACGUCAUACCCACGUUUACGCGGACGCAGAGUGAUUACGACGCGAACGUGCAAGCGUCGACGUCAGCGAAUCAAACGUCGUCGAUUCCCCCUCGAUCGAGAGGAGCCGUGGGAUUCGUUUUAGAGACGGAUUCGUUUUCGCUCACAAACGUGACGCGAGAGACGAACACCACUGGGGGGACGCCCGUGAUCGUCACGGGGAGUGGGUUCGCGACCGUGGGUGCGGACGACGACGGCUCGUUUUUGAGCUGUUAUUUUGGGACAAUAGGUCCCAUAGACGCUCGCGUCGUGGCGAGGAACACUGCGAGAUGUCUCUCGCCGGCGCACGUGGACGACAGCAGCGUGACUUUUAGACUAGGCAUCGGAAACGGUCGAUACACGAUUGAGACGGAAAUGACGAUAAACAUCACGACCGUCGUCGCGGACGAUGCAGUGGACGACGACGUGACUUUGAGACUGAAGAAUCCAACGCUCGACGUCGUGACGGGAGCGACGCCCGUGGACGUCGUUGUUGGAGGUAGUUUUUUCGUCGAGGGAUCGGGCAUGGAUUUUACGGAGGAGGACGGUUGCUCGUGCGCGUAUCCAGACGGAACUAGUUCGAAAUUCCACUUCAUUUCGAGCGCGCUCGCGCGAUGCACUGACAUGGCAACAUGGACCACGGUGGAGCAGGUGAAAAUUAGUUGCUUCACUGACAUUGAUUCCGUCAACCGCUCAGUAUACGUCGCGCCGGUGGCGGUUCCGGCGGUGACUACCUUAUACGCGCUGGCGAUCACGUAUCAGGGCGGGGUGGGGCUCCUGAUCGAGGGUGAAUCGUUCCCGGACGAAGGCGCGAGCAGGGCGUACUCUGGAUGUCAUUUUGGCUCUAUAGGUCCAGUUCACGCGAGAUACAUGAGCGGAACGACCGCCGAGUGCGUGUCGCCGGCGCUGCGACCCGAUCAGAGCGCGCUAUCGAUUGGGUUCGGUGCGACGGAGUCACAGGACUUAGUGCAGUACGGGUUGUCUAUUCCGGUGACGUCGGAUGCGACGUCCCCUUACAUCUCACCACCUCUCUCGUUGACUCCGGCGACGACGUACGUCUCGGCGCUCUCGGCUCGAAUCGCCGUGAGUGAUUAUCAGGUUUUAGGUAGUUUAUCGGUAGGCACUCUGAUAUGCACGUUCGGACGUAAUCGGACGACGACAGGGACGGCGAACGCGCCGUCCUUGAAUUGUCCACUGCCACUCCUGGCUCCCGGUUUCGUCGUGGUGAGAAUCAGUCGAAAUUUUGCGGCGGCCUCACUAGAUCCAUCGCCGUCCAUCUUGGUGAAGGAGGAUCACGCGGUGUACACGGUGCAUCCACGACAGACGUGGGGGCCGGUGGAUUUGAUUUCCAUCACCGGUUCGGACUUUCUCUCAACGCACCCAGAGGGAACGUUCGACGCCGCCAGAUCUUUGUGUGUCUUCGCGAACAAAGGACUCAGUGGCGGCGUAAUAGUUUCCAGCGCGCUCAUCACAUGUGAGUCCCCGAUUUCGGAAACGUCGACUUCGUCUGAGCGAUGGGUGAAACCGUGCUUCGAGGAGUGCGAUUCGUCGACCGGGCUCGCCGUCGGCGCCACAUACGGUGUCGACAGUGAUCGCGUGAUGCUCACAUCCAUGGUACCAUCUCACCUAGUUUCGUCCGACGCACACAGCGGCUGGACGACUGGUGGCACACCUGUUCGCGCGACGCUCUCCGUGGGCGUACCGAGCGAGAUGAUCGAUUGUCGAUUCGGUACCAUCUCCGUCCGCGCGCGUCCUGUGGGCGUCGCCGUCGACGUAAACGUCGCCGCCGCCUCGAACGAGCUCAUCGAGAUCGACUGCGUUUCUCCGGCGCAUGACCGCGCUAAUGUCACCGUGCACGCCGUGCUCGCCGGGAGCCGAGCGCCCCUGGUCUACGGCGGUGCCAAUUUCCUCUACAAGUAG